AUGUGGUUCGCUGCGAAGCCUACUGCUUCUCUUCUAUUCCUCCUUUUGCCCCUCGUCAUGUCCUGCGAGCAAAUGGAGGAGCCAACUGUGAAGGUGGCGCAGGGCGAUGACCCGGAAGAAGUAGGUUCUUGGAACGGAAUACGGAAUGCGACCUCAUAUAGUUCAAACUGUAUUCAGAAAAGUUUGGAUACGCAAAACGUAACAGGGGAUGAAGACUGCCUCUACCUGAACGUGUUCACGGCUGGUCCUGCUGAGUCUUGGAACUCAUCCAAGAGACCAGUCAUCGUCUGGUUCCAUGGCGGCGCUUUCGUCGUAGGGAGCGGCAAUAUGGAGAACCGGAGACCAGAUCCCCUCUUGAGACAUGGAAUCGUGUUUGUGUCUGUAAACUACCGCCUGGGCGUUAUG
Molecule: messenger RNA, 405 nt
Organism: Gryllus bimaculatus (two-spotted cricket)
Lineage: Eukaryota; Metazoa; Arthropoda; Insecta; Orthoptera; Gryllidae
Source: the annotation of a GenBank genome assembly